CAGAGGCCUCCUGGGGGGUCCCCAAACCCUGGGUGGGAAAUGGCCGUCAGGAGUGGGCUUUGCCCCUCCCCCACCUGCUCCAGCUGAGCUGGGGGAGCCAGGCUUGGCAGCCCGACGUCACCCGCAGAGCUGCCCCCGGGCGAUGGGAAGAGCGAGCAGGAGGGGUUCCCAGGGCUGGGGCAGGGGGCUUCUCCACCAUCGCCCCGUAGAGAGGGCUCCUCCCCGGAGGAAGACCUGAGCACUCGGACUUGGGGUUGGAUUCACCCUGGGGCAGGUCUGACCCUCCGGAGUGGCCGGCUCCGCCCACCCUGCGCGGGCUCAGCUAAGGCCAAGCCUGCGGGGUGCCGGGGGUGUCCUGCUGAGAGCACGGGGUUUCUGUCCGGGAGCCCACAAGGCCGGAGAGCACACCGCUCUGGCGCGGUCGGAGCCUGGCAGGCACUGCCUGCGCUUAUUGAGCGCCUGCUGUAUGCGGGGAUCUGGGGUGAUGCGCGCCGUGAUGGGGACCGGAAAAGGCCUCUGCCGCAGACAUGGAGAAACUCAGCGCGCUGCAGGAGCAGAGGGGCGAGCUGCGCAAGCGGCUGUCCUACACCACGCACAAGCUGGAGAGGCUGGAGACCGAGUUCGACUCCACCCGCCACUACCUGGAGAUCGAGCUGCGCCGCGCGCAGGAGGAGCUGGAGAAAGUCACGGAGAAGCUGCGCAGGAUCCAGAGCAACUACAUGGCGCUGCAGCGGAUCAACCAGGAGCUGGAAGACAAGCUGUACCGCAUGGGCCAGCACUAUGAGGAAGAGAAGCGGGCCCUGAGCCACGAGAUCGUGGCCCUCAACAGCCACCUGCUGGAGGCCAAGGUCACCAUCGACAAGCUGUCGGAGGACAACGAGCUCUAUAGGAAGGACUGCAAUCUAGCGGCCCAGCUGCUGCAGUGCAGCCAGACCUACGGCGGGGUCCAUAAGGUGUCCGAGCUGCCCUCGGACUUCCAGGAGCGCGUGAGCCUGCACCUGGAGAAACACGGCUGCAGCCUGCCCGCCCCGCUCUGCCACCCGGCCUACGCCGACAGCGUCCCCACCUGCGUCAUCGCCAAGGUGCUGGAGAAGCCCGACCCCGCCGCCCUCUCCUCCCGCCUGUCUGACGCCUCGGCGCGCGACCUGGCCUUCCGCGACGGGGCCGAGAAGCCGGGCGCGCGGCCCCCCUACAAGGGCGACAUCUACUGCAGCGACACGGCCCUCUACUGCCCCGAGGAGCGGCGGCGGGACCGGCGGCCCAGCGUGGACGCGCCCGUGACCGACGUGGGCUUCCUGCGCGCCCAGAACUCCACCGACAGCGCGGCCGAGGAGGAGGAGGAGGCCGAGGCGGCCGCCUUCCCCCCGGGCUUCCGGCGCGAGGCCUUCGCGGGCUACGCGGGCUCGCUGCCCACGUCCAGCUCCUACUCGAGUUUCAGUGCCACGUCGGAGGAGAAGGAGCACGCGCAGGCCAGCACGCUGACCGCCUCGCAGCAGGCCAUCUACCUGAACAGCCGCGACGAGCUGUUCGACCGCAAGCCGCCCGCCGCCGCGGCCGCCGCCGCCUACGAGGGCAGCCCUCGCUUUGCCAAGGCCACGGCCGCCGUGGUGGCCCCACUGGAGGCCGAGGUGGCCCCGGGCUUUGGGCGGACCGUGUCCCCGUACCCGGCCGAGCCCUUCCGCUUCCCGGCCUCCCCUGGUCCCCAGCAGGCCCUGAUGCCCCCAAACCUGUGGAGCCUGCGGGCCAAGCCAGGGGCCGCGCGGCUCUCCGGGGAGGACGUCCGGGGCCAGUGGCGGCCCCUGAGCGUGGAGGACAUCGGCGCCUACUCCUACCCGGCCGGCACCGCGGGCCGCGCCUCGCCCUGCAGCUUCUCCGAACGCUACUACAGCGGGGGCGGCGGGGGCAGCCCGGGCAAGAAGGCCGAGGGCCGCGCCAGCCCCCUCUACGCCAGCUACAAGGCCGACAGCUUCUCCGAGGGUGACGACCUCUCCCAGGGUCACCUGGCCGAGCCCUGCUUCCUGCGGCCGGCCGGCGACCUGAGCCUCAGCCCCGGCCGCACUGCCGACCCCCUCCCCGGCUACGCACCCAGCGAGGGGGAUGGCGACAGGCUCGGGGUGCAGUUGUGCGGGGCCGGCAGCAGCCCCGAGCCCGAGCCCGGCUCCAGGGACUCCGUGGAGCCCAGCUCCAUGGAGGCCUCCCCAGAGCUGCACCCGGCCGCGCGCCUCAGCCCCCAGCAGGCAUUUCCGCGGACUGGCGGCUCGGGGCUGAGCCGCAAAGACAGCCUCACCAAGGCCCAGCUGUACGGCACCCUGCUCAACUGACCACCCGCCGUGGCCGUGGCCAUGGCCGUGGCUGUGGGGGCUGCGCCUUGGCGCUCCCCAGGCCCUGCAAGGACCAGGGCCCCUUCCUCCCCGGCAACCCCUCUUCCCCCCACGCCCAACCCCGCAGAGGCUGAGCG
Molecule: messenger RNA, 2458 nt
Organism: Oryctolagus cuniculus (rabbit)
Lineage: Eukaryota; Metazoa; Chordata; Mammalia; Lagomorpha; Leporidae
Gene: BEGAIN
Product: brain enriched guanylate kinase associated
Cellular component (GO): synapse
Source: RefSeq, a predicted model, not a curated record